CCGCUGGUAGCGCCUGUGCCAUGGGGCUGCCCACUCUGGAGUUCAGCGAUUCCUACUUGGACAGCCCGGAUUUCAGGGAGCGCUUGCAGUGUCACGAGAUUGAGCUGGAGCGAACCAACAAGUUCAUCAAGGAGCUCAUUAAGGACGGCUCUCUGCUCAUUGGGGCGUUGAGGAAUCUGUCUAUGGCAGUGCAGAAAUUUUCCCAGUCAUUACAAGAUUUCCAGUUUGAAUGUAUUGGUGAUGCUGAAACAGAUGAUGAAAUUAGUAUUGCUCAGUCACUAAAAGAAUUUGCAAGACUACUCAUUGCAGUAGAAGAAGAAAGGCGAAGACUG
Molecule: messenger RNA, 332 nt
Organism: Mandrillus leucophaeus (drill)
Lineage: Eukaryota; Metazoa; Chordata; Mammalia; Primates; Cercopithecidae
Product: rho GTPase-activating protein 42-like
Exons: 3
Cellular component (GO): cytoplasm
Molecular function (GO): GTPase activator activity; protein binding
Source: RefSeq, a predicted model, not a curated record